GCCAUGGCCGCCGAUCUGGGGGACCCCAAAACUCCCGCGGCCCCCCCCGCCCCCCCAAAACGCUUCUUCCGCAAGAGCGUGGAGGUGCUGGAGGAGGAGGAGCGGGGCGAGCGCGGCGGCGACCCCGGCCCGCGGGGCGACCCCCGGCUCGGGGCGGGCGAGGAGGGCGAGGAGGAGGCGGAGAUGAAGGCCGUGGCCACCUCGCCCGGCGGCCGCUUCCUCAAGUUCGACAUCGAGCUGGGGCGCGGCGCCUUCAAGACGGUCUUCAAGGGCUUCGACACCGACACCUGGGUGGAGGUGGCCUGGUGUGAGCUGCAGGACCGCAAGCUGACCAAGGCAGAGCAGCAGCGCUUCAAGGAGGAGGCCGAGAUGCUCAAGGGGCUGCAGCACCCCAACAUCGUCCGCUUCUACGACUCCUGGGAGUCCUCUCUCCGCGGCAAGAAGUGCAUCGUCCUCGUCACCGAGCUCAUGACCUCGGGCACCCUCAAGACGUACCUCAAGAGGUUCAAGGUGAUGAAGCCGAAGGUGCUGCGGAGCUGGUGCCGGCAGAUCCUGAAGGGGCUGCAGUUCCUGCACACGAGGACGCCGCCCAUCAUCCACCGCGACCUCAAGUGCGACAACAUCUUCAUCACCGGCCCCACCGGCUCCGUCAAGAUCGGCGACCUGGGGCUGGCCACGCUCAUGCGCACGUCCUUCGCCAAGAGCGUCAUCGGGACCCCCGAGUUCAUGGCCCCCGAGAUGUACGAGGAGCGCUACGACGAGUCCGUGGACGUCUACGCCUUCGGGAUGUGCAUGCUGGAGAUGGGCACGUCCGAGUACCCCUACUCUGAGUGCCAGAACGCCGCCCAGAUCUACCGCAAAGUCACCAGCGGCAUCAAGCCGGCGAGUUUCCACAAGGUGACGGACCCCGAGGUGAAGGAGAUCAUCGAGGGCUGCAUCCGGCAGAACAAGGCUGAGAGGCUGUCCAUCCGGGACCUGCUGGACCACGCGUUCUUCGCCGAGGACACGGGGCUGCGCGUGGAGCUGGCCGAGGACGACGCGGGGCUGGACCCGGCGCUGGCGCUGCGGCUCUGGGUGGAGGACCCCAAAAAGCUCAAGGGCAAGCACAAGGACAACGAGGCCAUCGAGUUCAGCUUCAACCUGGACGCCGAUGUCCCUGAGGAGGUGGCCUACGAGAUGGUGAAAUCCGGGUUCUUCCACGAGAGCGACUCCAAGGCUGUGGCCAAAUCCAUCCGGGACCGGCUGGCGCUGGUGAGGAAGACGCGGGAGAAGAAGCAGGCGGAGAGCAGGGGGGGCCCCGAGAGCCGGGGGGGCCCCGAGAGCGAGGACACCGAGGUCGAUCAGCACGUGCGGCAGCAGCUGCUGCGGGAGCAGCCCCCGCCCGGCCCUGCCGAGGGGCUCCAGGACAAUGCCCCCGCCCCAGAUGUCCCCGGUCCCUGCGGUGUCACUGGGCCACCUGAGCAGCUCUGGGGGUACCCACAGGGACCCCAGGAUGGGGUGUCCCCCCCUGUGCCACCACCGGUGACCCAGGGGACCGAGGGGACAGCAGAGGAUGGCACCGGAGGAGCCACCACGGAGCCACCUGGGCCUGAGGGGGACCCCUGUGGCUGUGGGUUGGUGACAGUGGGGGCACAGCCACAGGUGGCACCUGGGGCACCGGGGCCGGGGAUGGCACCGAGAGUGGCAGCAGGGGUGGCACUGCCAGCUGCGGGGGUGACAACGGCUCCUGGAGUGUCACCAGCGCAAGGGGUGCCACCUCCUACUGGAGUGCCACCGGCCUCGGGGGGGACACCAGCUCUGGGGGUGCCACCUCCAGCUGGAAUGCCACCAGCUCCAGGGGUGCCACCAGCUCUGGGGAUGACACCUGGUCCAGGAGUGCCACCCCCAGCUGGGGUGCCACCACAGUUGGUCCCUAUGAUGCAGCUGCAACCAGGCCCAGGAAUGCCACCAACAGCCCCUGGAAUGCCACCAGCCCAAGGGAUGCCACCAGCCCAGGGGAUGUCACCAGGUCCAGGAAUGCCACCACCGUCUGGGAUGCCACCAGCCCAGGGGAUGCCACCAGGUCCAGGAAUGCCACUGCCAUCUGGGAUGCCACCAGCCCAGGGGAUGCCACCACAGCCAGUCCCCACCAUGCAGCCACAGCUGGUGCCAGGGAUGUCACCAGCUCCAGGGAUGCCACCAGUGGUGGGGAUGUCACCAGCUCUGGGGCUGCCACCACUGUCCGUCAUGACACCAGUCAUGGGGAUGUCACCGGCCCCAGAGAUGCCACCUCCAUCCAUGAUGCCACCAGCCCAAGGGAUGCCACCUCCAUCUGUGAUGCCACCAGUCAUGGGGGUGUCACCAGCCCCAGGGGUGCCACCUGCCCAAGGGAUGCCACCACCAUCCAUGAUGCCACCAGCCUCAGAGAUGCCACCACCAUCCGUGGUGCCACCAGCCAUGGUGAUGCCACCAACCCCAGGGAUGCCACCAGCACAAGGGAUGCCAGCUCCACCCAUGAUGCCACCAGCCCAAGGGAUGCCAACUUCAUCCGUGAUGCCACCAGCCCCAGGGGUGCCAUCUCCAUCUGUGCUGCCACCAGCCCCAGGGGUGCCACCUCCAUCCAUGAUGCCACCAGCCAUGGGGAUGCCACCAGCCCCAGAGAUGCCACCACCAUCCCCAAUGCCACAACCCCCUACGCUCCCUGGCCCCGAGGACCCCUCAGUGCCCGCCGAGGCCGCGUCCCUGCUGCGUGUCCCCGAUGUCCCCGAAGUCCCCGGGCCGCGUGCCCGGCAGCGCCGCGCAUCGUGCCAGCGCCCCGCCCGCUUCCAGCUCACCGUACUGCAGGUGUCCUCAGCUGGGGACAACACGGUGGAGUGCCAGCUGGAGACCCACGACAGCAAGAUGGUCACCUUCAGGUUUGACGCGGACGGGGACGCGCCCGAGGACAUCGCCUGCUACAUGGUCGAGGACAACUUUGUCCUGGAAGGGGAGCGGGACAAGUUUGUGGAGGAGCUCAAGGCCAUCGUGGAGCAGGCGCGGGGGCUCCUCGGGACCCCUGCCCCAGACCCCCAGGUGGGACCCCUGGAGCCGCCAGCGGGUGGAGAAGGCCCCCCCCAGUCGUCACCCGUGGGGCGCUGGAGGUUCUGCAUCAACCAAACCAUCCGGAACCGCGAGGCCACCGGCCCUGGGGGACCCCCGCCCGUCCGGAGAGCCUUGGGGACAUCCCAGGGGGGUCCCCUUGGACAGGGGACAAACAAGAGUGGAGUGUCGGAGCAGGAUGGACCAGGGGGGCCAGAGAUGGGGGUCCGCAAAACCCAAGACCUGGAUGUCCCCCAGGGACAGGAGUCGGUUGUCCCCAAACCAGAGGAGCUGGGUGUCCCCCAGGCUUUGGGGACAGCUGUCACCAGUCCCCAGGAGGUGGCUGAACCCAUGGGACCAGAGGGGAUCAACCCCAAACCCCAAGAUCUGGGGGUUGCCCAAGGCUCGGGGCUGAGUGUCCCCAGCCCUGGACACCUGGAUGUGGCUGUCCCCAAACCUCCGGAGCUCAAUGGCCACCAAGAGCCCCUCAUCCCUGGGGAUGCAGAGCCAGGUGUCCCCCAGGAAGAGGGGACAGUCACUGCCCCGUGGGAGCAGGAGGGACCCGGGCCUGACCCCCCAGAGCCGGACGUGUCCCAAGAGCCAGGUGACCCCCAAGGACUGGGGACAUUCGUCACUGGACCCCCAGAGCCACCAGGUGACCCCCAAGGACUGGGGACAUUUGUCACCGGUGCUUGGGGGCAGGAGGGACCCCCAGGACCAGAGGCCGUGCCCCCCGCCCGCCCCCCGCCCGGGGGUGCCUCCUUCCCGCUGGGGCUGUGCCCCCGCCUGCGCAGCCCCCGCAAGGGCUGGGGCCGCCGCAUCAAGAGCUGGGCCCGGCGCCUGCGCCCCCCCUCCGGCGGGGGGGACCCCCACACAGAGGAGUCAGAGGAACUUGGGGACCCCCCAAGGCGAGAGCACUGCCAGCCACCCCCUGAGCCCCCCGACCCCGAGGGCGACUGGGGGGGCCCCAGCUCGGGCAGCGAGAGCGGGGGGCUGGGGGGACCCCCGCACCCCCCCGGGGCCCCCCUGCUCCCCCCGGGGUCCCCCGAGACCCCCCUGAGCAGCGAUGGGGACUCGGAGCCCGAGGACGAGGCGCUGCGGGAGCAGCUGCGGCGGCUGCGGGAAAAGCACAUCCAGGAGGUUCUGGAGCUGCGGGCACGGCAGGACCGGGAGCUGCGGGAGCUGCACCGGCGGCUCCGAGCCCUCAAAGAGGCCCGGGGGGACCCCCCAAAAUGGGGAGGGGGCGGCGGGACGCCCCCCCAGCGCGGCCUUGGGGGGUCCCCACGGCGGCCUCGGGGGGCCCGGGCACGAGGGAGGGGCCGGGGCGUGGCCCUGACAGGUUUGGGGGCCACCUCCUCGUGGGUCUCCACCCUGCGCGGCACGCGUGGGACCCCCCGAAAAUGGGGGGAGCUGCCCCCCCCCAAACCCGCCCUGCGUGGGGGGGGCAGCCCCCUCCCCCCGGGGGCCGAGUGA
Molecule: messenger RNA, 4530 nt
Organism: Passer montanus (Eurasian tree sparrow)
Lineage: Eukaryota; Metazoa; Chordata; Aves; Passeriformes; Passeridae
Gene: WNK3
Product: WNK lysine deficient protein kinase 3
Exons: 20
Coding region: 4-4530 (1508 amino acids)
Biological process (GO): monoatomic ion homeostasis; intracellular signal transduction; negative regulation of sodium ion transport
Cellular component (GO): cytosol; cytoplasm
Molecular function (GO): protein serine/threonine kinase activity; ATP binding; potassium channel inhibitor activity
Source: RefSeq, a predicted model, not a curated record